This is a messenger RNA of Clonostachys byssicola, 1695 nucleotides long. The record is from the annotation of a GenBank genome assembly. NCBI's taxonomy places the organism in Eukaryota, Fungi, Ascomycota, Sordariomycetes, Hypocreales, Bionectriaceae.
AUGAGCUUUCUUGACCUCCCAUACUCGCUCUUUUGGGAGAUCAUUGCUCACCUCCCAGCAGUCGAUGCCCUGGUCUGCCGCCGCCUCUCUACCGGAGCUCGCAGGACGCUCACCAGCCCAGAGCUCUGCCUCUCCUUAAUACUGCUGCAUUUCCCCCGGUCAAGGGAGGGCCGCCUGCUGCGCGAUUGCAUCCGAAAUGGAGCCUAUUCGGAGCUGAAACAGGGUCACAGCCUGGCUCCUUUAUUUGCCCGUCUGACACGGCGUUACUACCAUUUAGGCAAUGCGACGCCGUGGCGAACCCGCGAGGUCCAGGUUCUCAAGGACGACAACCACCUGCAUGCAGUGCAUACGUGGGAUAGGGUUCUGAGCAGAGACGGGGAGCUCGACCCCUUUCAGGCCCGCGAACCCCUCUGGGCGUUUGGCACGGACGAGGCGUUGCUUGUGUACCCCUCACCCGAUGGGCAAGGAUUCCUUGCCCAAGACCUGCAUUCGCAGCUUGAGGCGAGCGUCCCCUUUGACGUCUCCGGCAAGGUCAUACGUCGGUGGUGCGAGGAGCAGCCCUGCGAAUUUCUCAAUUCGAGGGUUGCCGUUUAUCGACAUUACGCGACAGCCUUUGAUCUAACUCCAGUCAGUGGUGGAAUUGUCGGCUACGAUCUGACGAAUGGACUUGGCGUGCCGGAAAAGACGCAAUCUUUUCCCUGGAGUAUCACCUGGAGAUCCGAGUGGAAAAUACACGAUUUGGGAAUUCUUCAGGAUCGAUUCUUCUCUGCCCAUAAUGCUACUCACUACGCGGUAUAUAUAUGGCAGUCAAGCGGUGGCCUAUGGGGCGUCAAUGAUCCUCGGGAGCGAUUGAUGAUCUAUGAAUUGGGAGAAGCUACGCCAGAAUCUGAUUCUACUGGCGAGAAAAAAGCAGUGCCGGAAGGCCCGCGAUUAGUCCAAAAUUGGAUGAACUCCGAACUGAGUGCAUUAGGUGUUCGUCAACGAAUAUCACCAAAACUAAGGGGAAUAUACUUGGAUGCAAUCACAUGGAAUACGCAGACACAGUCUGCAUGCGGUCACAUUUUUGUGCAUGAGGAGGACCACCGCAAUUUAGAAGGCCCUCAUCGAGGUGUUCUGCGGGCUCGACACCACCAUGUCAAAUCUACUGGCGUCCCGCUGACACUUAUCGGCCCAAAAUGGGUGGAUGAAUGUGGCUGUGAGGUAAUUGGCGAUAGUCUCUUAUCCCUGAGCAGAGGAGGAACGUUACUUCCGCACCAAGCUGAGAGAAUCUUUGACCCCCCUUCGUGGCCAGGUCGGGCCCCAUGCUGGCGUCACAGACUGUAUCCUUGGCUCACUCUAUCCGAAGUAUUGGAUGCGGACGCAGGGAUACGCAUUGCAGCUCGCCAUAGCCUGUAUAAUCACAGAGAACCUGAGCUGCAGCCUGUACUGUUUGUUCAAGGAGUUGAUGCUUUGCAUUUCAGGGACAUUGAAACGCCCGGCAGCUCUGCCUUGGACGAGAAAAAUGGCGACGCGGAAGAGGCUAAUCAGAAAGUAAAUGACACACUGGGAAAGAAGAGAGAUGGUCGUGAUGGGUAUGAGGUCCAGUUCUCGCCUUAUUACUGGGGUCGACUCAUGACAAAAGGGACCAUAUAUGGUGAUGAAAGGUGGCUGAUGGGUGAGGGCGAGAAUGGAACUAUCACUAUCUUGCAAUUUUGA